UUUAUUUUUUUCGCACUGGAUAAUAAAUAUAAAUGCUUAUAUAUAAUGCUAAUAUACACAGAGCGUUAGUUUGAGACUAAAAGUGCCAGCAAGUCCAUCAUCAGUCGAGUCUUGUUAAUAAGACCCAUAACUUUUUGAUAUUUAUAUUUUUUAUUUUUAUUCUCCGUCAUGGUCGUUGCAAAAAAAUAUAUUCUCGUAAAACAUUUCAAUGGAGAACCUAAACCGGAAGAUUUUAAAAUUGUUGAAGAAGAAUUACCACCGAUUAAAGAUGGAGAGUUUUUGGUUGAAGCGGAAUAUUUGUCCGUAGAUCCUUAUAUGAGAUUCUUUGGAAAUAGAAUUCCGAUAAAUGGAACGAUGAUCGGAGGUCAAGUCGCUAAAAUAAUUGAAUCUAAAGAUCCGAACUAUCCGGUUGGGAAGAAAAUAUUUGCUGGUCUAGGAUGGAGAACUCAUUCUAUCGUGAAUGUGAAUGUAUCCGACGAUAUAUUAAAAUCAAAGCCGUAUAUUUUGACUGAUUUCGGCGAUCUUCCGUCAUCGCUUGGUCUCGGUGUCCUCGGAAUGCCAGGAAAUACGGCUUACUUUGGUCUCACGGAAAUUUGUAAACCGAAGGCCGGUGAAACUCUUGUAGUUUCCGGUGCUGCUGGGGCUGUUGGCUCGCAUGUUGGACAAUUGGGAAAAAACUUGGGCUUAAAAGUUAUUGGAAUUGCUGGCAGUGAUGCUAAAUGCAAAUGGAUUACCGAAGAUUUGGGAUUUGAUUCUGCAAUAAAUUAUAAAACUCAAAAUGUCGCUGAUGAAUUGAAAAAACUUGCGCCCAAGGGUAUCGACUGCUACUUUGAUAACGUCGGGGGAGAAAUAUCAAGUUCUGUUAUUUAUCAAAUGAAUGAGUUUGGGCGCGUAUCAGUUUGCGGUUCAAUUUCGGCGUACAAUGCCGACCCUAAUAAUUUACCAAAGUGCACUUUAAUACAACCGGCGGUCGUACCUAAGCAAUUGAAGAUUGAAGGUUUCAUUGUUAGCCGAUGGAAUGAUCGUUGGAACGAAGGAAUCGUCAAGAAUCUCGAAUUAAUUCGCCAAAAAAAACUCGUCUAUCGCGAAACUGUAACCGAGGGAUUCGACAAAAUGGUCGAUGCAUUUGUCGGCAUGCUCCGCGGAGGAAAUGUUGGCAAAGCUGUUGUCAAAGUCUAGACAAAAAAUCGUAUAAUUUUUAUAAUUUUUUUGAAAUAAAUUUUUUGUAAUACUUUUUAAUCAAACUUUUAAUAAAUUUUUAUUUUUUAUUCUGUAAUUGGAAAGCGCGUGAAAAAUAUUUCCUGCCUGCAAUAAAUAAAUUUGAAAAUAUUUAAUCU
Molecule: messenger RNA, 1337 nt
Organism: Microplitis mediator
Lineage: Eukaryota; Metazoa; Arthropoda; Insecta; Hymenoptera; Braconidae
Product: prostaglandin reductase 1-like
Exons: 4
Coding region: 169-1179 (336 amino acids)
Biological process (GO): prostaglandin metabolic process
Cellular component (GO): cytoplasm
Molecular function (GO): 2-alkenal reductase [NAD(P)H] activity; 15-oxoprostaglandin 13-reductase [NAD(P)+] activity
Source: RefSeq, a predicted model, not a curated record